GCAUCGCCCGCAUCAGGAGCAUCACAAAAUGCAAGAGCAGCCGGAACAGUUACAACUCCAUUCAGACUAGACUAGACCUUGCCGGUACUUGAUGAAACUGUAGCUGACGGAACCUGAAUCGAUAAUACGCGUGGAACGCGUUGCGAAGAAGCUCUCUGAAGAGCCACAACGAAUGACGACGAAACAUUUCAAUUACUCCCGAAUGAGAUCUUGCUUCGAUCUCAGUUAGUCUACGCAAAAUUUUUGACAGUUUUGUUGCUAGUUUAUAGUGUUAAGUUUGAUUAUCGUUAGUUGACUAGUAGUUAAAGUUGAUCCAAAUGAAAAUGUUACACAAUCUAGGAUUUCUGCUUUCGACGCUUCUGCUAAUCGUGCGUUCCGCGGUGGCACAGUGUCCCUGGCAACGAGAGGUGCCCGAUCUGCAAACAUCCUGUCUUUGUGCCUACAACCUCGGACAGGAGCUGUCUGUGCAAUGUGAUCAAGUUGAAUUUCCGAUAUUAGUGGAAGCCUUAGAUAAGUAUGCUCGAUCGACUCCUCUUGAUCUGUUGUACAUCAAUAAUUCCACCAUCGAAAAGCUGGAGGCAAAUGUUUUCGAAAACCUUAAGUUGUUCAAUGUUCAGCUAAGCAGUUGCGACAUGCGUAAGAUCGACGAUAUGGCCUUCAAAGGCCAGGAGAAUAUCCUGAAGAACUUGAACCUGCAGGAUAACCUGCUGGAUGAGGUUCCGAUAAGAGCGUUGAAAAUUUUGAACAUUUUAAACCUGCUGGAUUUGUCCAAAAAUCGGAUUCACACCAUUCCAAACGAUGCCUUCAACGGCCUAGCCAAAUUGUCUACGCUUAAGCUAAGUGACAACAAUGUCACGCUGGCACCUUUUGCCUUCAGAGGUUUGGAAAGUAGUUUGAAAAAUCUCAACCUAAAAGGUACGAAACAGAAAAGAGUCCCGGAAGCAGUUCGCGGUCUUAAAAUGCUGGCUUUUCUGGAUCUCUCUCAAAAUGGCAUCCGCGAACUGCCGGGAUCGGCUGGGAUGCGUACCUUCGAAGGUUUGGAUUCCCUCACAGCUCUGAACCUGGAACGAAACCUUAUCCAGAAUCUUGGAGAGACUGCCUUUUCCGGUGUUCGUAAGACGCUGAGCUCGUUGAGCUUGCUGAACAAUUUGCUGGCGGAGUUUCCUGUCGGUGCUAUCCACUCGCUGCGUGAGCUGCGAGUCUUGGACAUUGGUUUCAACCUGCUAACUGCCUUGCCGGAGACUGCAUUCCGCGGUAAUCCGGCCGUCACUUUGCUAGCCCUUGAUGGCAACCCGCUUCCAACAGUGCCUGAGAAAGCUCUGCUACAUCUUAAUAGAACUUUGCGGGGACUAUCGCUCGGAGGUAGAUUCCUGCACUGUGACUGUAAGCUACGUUGGGUAGCCGAGUGGAUUCGUAAUGGCGAUUUACAAGUAACAUCCCGUGAACGCAACCCACAAUUCUGCGGGUCUCCGAAUCGCUUUCGCGAUCGAGGCUUCUACUCUAUCCAACCUGAAGAACUUACCUGCCCAGACGCUGAAGUCAGUCUCGACGGGCCAGUGGGGAUCGUUGACUCCCUGGUGCCAAAAACAACAACCACCCCUCGAGUGACCACGAUUCUCACAACUCUGCCACCAACAACUUCGAUUGGCACAACGAAUACAACGGUCAAUAGCUCGAUUGCAGUUUCCACGACGUCACCCACAACCACAUCCGUAUCCUCAUCGUCUCCAUCGCAGGAGACUUCAGCGACAAACUCCACCACCGACAGCACGACGGCCCUGACAACAACAACGCAUUCAACAACUAAGCAGAGCACAGCAGCUACCACAAAAGCUAGUGUUACGAAGAACUGGCGCAACAACAACAACUCACCACCACACAAACAAAGACCUCCUUUGGUGCUGGGAUUCCCACCGCAACGGGGUACUCAAAUCGAUGAUUCCAAAGAGGUUCAAGUUAAAAAUGCUUUUAGCUCCCGACAGGACAGCUCGGUCAUCAUCCAGUGGGACUCGGACACCGCUAACAUUCUAGGCUUCCGUGUUGUUUAUCGCCUGUUCGGCGAUAAGAGUUUCAAACAAGGACCACCCCUAGAAGCCAGCGAGCGGGAGUUCAAAAUCAAAAACGUUCCAUCGGCCGAGUGCUUCAUCGUAUGCGUUGUGUCCCUGGAGGAGAUCAGCGUUACGCCGGAAAAUGUGCCUUACAGCCAGUGUCGUGAAGUGCGAACAGUGGCUUCCCCGGCAUCAAACAUGGACAAGAUCACGAUCGCAGCCAGUGCUGCCAUCUGCGGUACAAUCGCGAUUGCCGUGAUCGUCUUCAUCGCAGCUACCAGGAUUCUUUUCAGACGGCAAAGGAAACGGCUGCAGUCGCUGUCACAGCAGAAAAGUGCCCUGCCCAUCGCCGGCCUUCCGGUGAACUGUUGCGGUCCAACACCCAGCCCGAACGGACCGCUCGGAUCGUUGGCCACCCUGUCCGCCUUCAACUCGCACAAGGAUUGGGAUCAAGUAUCUGCGUACAGUGGCCGUUCGAUUCCGCGGCCGCGGAUCUAUCCGAUGGAGAACCAAGCGAUUCCGGACGAUCUGCGCAGUCACGUUUCGCACUUUUCCGCCGUCGGCGGCAAAGUUGGCAAAGCUCGGUCCAUUGCCGACGGACAGUCGCACCACAGUUUCUCUAACCACUCGCAACGGGGUUAUCUCGGAUCGGCGUUCCCUAGCAAUCUAGUGAACUCUCGACCAGAAAUUCUUACAGAACUUAGACAAUCCCGCCAGUCGCUGGCGGCCGCUUCGGAGCGAAUGUCGAGAGCAUCGUACGCCGGAUCCAUUGUCGGCCCGGCACACAGUAUAGCGUCCAGCACGCGGCGCACCAGGCCGAGAUCGCGCUCCCGCGAGCAGCUCAACGGAACGCACGUCCACUCGCACCAGCAUCGCCCUGGCAGUCGGUAAGUUUGAACGGAAAUUAUAUUGC
Wyeomyia smithii (pitcher-plant mosquito) is the source of this 2961-nucleotide messenger RNA. RefSeq names its product leucine-rich repeat and fibronectin type-III domain-containing protein 3 (gene haf). Lineage: Eukaryota; Metazoa; Arthropoda; Insecta; Diptera; Culicidae. The coding region runs from base 318 to 2939 and encodes 873 amino acids. The transcript is spliced from 7 exons. Gene Ontology annotation, molecular function: protein binding. The record is from RefSeq and is a predicted model, not a curated record.